Molecule: messenger RNA, 1116 nt
Organism: Python bivittatus (Burmese python)
Lineage: Eukaryota; Metazoa; Chordata; Lepidosauria; Squamata; Pythonidae
Source: RefSeq, a predicted model, not a curated record
UCUAGCAGCUGCAUUCCCAGGGAGACCUUGCCUUCUCCCAACCCUCUGCGGCUCUGCCCGCUCUCUUUUGGCGAAGGAGUGGAAUUUGAUCCGUUGCCACCCAAGGAUAUAAGAUACACCUCCUCGGUGAAGUAUGACUCGGAGAAGCACUUCAUUAGUAAUAUUUACAUGCCGGUCAGGCUAGGCGUGUCUUCUUGCAGCCAAACGGUCAUCUGUGUUCCUGACAGCACGUGGCGCAGUUACAAAGCUGAGGUGCAAUUCCGACUUUGCAACAGGCCCAGGAAUUUCACAAGCACCACUAUCGUCUACCCAAAGCACACCAAGACUGUGUACACUACUACGCUGGAUUACAACUGCAAAAAAUUCACGCGGAAAUUCUUGUCCAGCGUGGAGUUGGAAUCGUCUGGAAAUGAGAGCAACCCUGACGGCUGUUGACUUUUCCUUCUCUCUUGCUGCAACUUAAGUCUCUUCUACCCCACCACCUUUUUCACUCUCAGAACUACAGAAUAGCUUUGGAGUGACCCGUGGACAUCCGUACUGCUGCUGAUUCAACAGGCUGGGAACGAGGAACGGAGAGCAUCAAACAACUGCCACUUUGCUUCCUGCUAUUUGUUACAGGCCAUGGAGUUUAAAAAAAAGGAAAUUAAGCCCCUAAUUCCCGAUUUUUCCAAAGUCAGAAAUUUAAAAAAAUCUAAUUUUCCCCUUUCAACCCAUGUUCUUCCUUCAUGCAUUGCUGAGUUCCAUGAAAAAAAAAUCUGAGUGGUUGAGCUCCAAAGCCACCAAGCCACCAUUCUCAUGAAAGGACCUGCAAGGUCAGCUGAAGCCCAGGGCAGGGUGAAGUAAGCGUUCCCUUGAAUGAGAAAAUUGGGGGACAGCAUUUCAGAGCCUUUGGAAGAGAAAGCAAUAUCUUUAUAGAGUUUCAGCUACAUCUCAAAUAAAGCCAUAAAUAAAUCAGCUUAGCUUUCCACCGCCGCUGAUGUCACGGAACUGAAGAAAUCAAGAGCUACUUUCAGACUAGCACAGCACACUUGUGUAAAGCAUGACAUAGUUCACACGUAGCUUAAAUUGUUAAAUUUUGUAUAAAAGUUGAUUCUCCUCUAACAUGUCCCUUUCUGC